Messenger RNA from Metarhizium album ARSEF 1941, 561 nucleotides. RefSeq lists its product as uncharacterized. The transcript has 2 exons. The coding region runs from base 1 to 561 and encodes 186 amino acids. NCBI's taxonomy places the organism in Eukaryota, Fungi, Ascomycota, Sordariomycetes, Hypocreales, Clavicipitaceae. The record is from RefSeq and is a predicted model, not a curated record.
AUGUCGCCACGGCCGGCCCGGACGGAACAUCAUUUAAACGUCGACAAGCCCAGCAUCCGAGCUUCGCCUCUUCCGCUUCACACCAAACCCCUCUUCCAACGAGAGGUUCGAGCACAGCCCAGCAUGGCACUCCCCAAAGUCCCGACCGCGACCGGCUUGCUGCGGCACAGCACACGCCCGGCGGCCUCGCGGGCCAGCCUGCCUCAGCUUCGACGCAAGGUGACACGAGGUGACGGCGAUCUCGGCGGCCCGGGCGGACAGCAGCCCCCGCCGCCCAAUCCAGGCGGUCCCGAAGCCGUCAAGAGAAACUGGGUGCCCAUCGGCGGCGCGGCUCUCGCUGCUGUCGCAGCGUACGCGUAUCUCACCACCCCCAAGGUGGAUGUGGACAGGGCCAAGCAGACAGACGCCAGGAACCCGAGCCAGGCGGAAUUGCGCGACCUGGCGGCCGGUAGCCAGGCGGCGGAGGAGGUUGUCCAGCAAGUUGCCGACCAGGCGACCAAGACGAUGAAGGAGAUGAGCGGCAGACGCAAGACGGACCAGGGCAGUUUCCGACACGAUUGA